GGAUGCUGAAGCUGGUUUCAAAGUCAAGGACCUGAGGAUCUGCCUGCAUGCCCGCGGUUCUUCUGGGGAACACUCACAAUUGGCUUGAGGGUUAUGCGGGCAUGCGUUUCCAAAAUCACGCGGCAAAGUUCCUGAAAUGAACACUUUGCAGCCUGCGCCGACAUGGAGAGCUCAUCCUCCCCAGCCAUCAGGGCAAUCGAUGUACCAGAGUACACCAAAGGGCGUUUAAGUCAUGAUUGUCCCUCCUUCCUCGAGUUACCUACAGAUAUACAUGUCCAACUAGCCUCUUACCUGGGUUAUCGUGACCUUCAAAUGCUCCGUGCAACCAACACCUACUUCCGCUCCAUAUACUCUGACUUCCAGAUCGCCCAAUCCAGAGAAGAAUAUAUCCGGACCUUACUGGAUCAAGAAGUAAAAGAGGCGCUAAUGGACCGGCAGAGAGAUUUUAAUCUCGAGAUUUUGCCGAUACCCAGGUGACGCGACGACGGAGGAAAGGACACGCUGAUGCCUAUAAAAGAUUUUGUACCGAAUGUGCGAUCAGAGGUAAUAAAUGGGAACCUGGUAUCACCUUGAGCUUUCAAGGCCGAGAAAUGGUAUACUGCCGACGUUGCCGUAGUAUUAGACGAAUUCCAGUGCAUGAUCCCAUGAAGAUGGUUGGGCUCUGUCAGGAAUGCUGUGAUGCAACAGGGAUUUCGGACUUUCACAGGUCGGAUAUUCUAGAUUGGUAUGCUGGCAAGAUUCUCAUCGAACGAUUUUUCACCAGAUAUUCUAACUCGAGGGUCGUAAUUCCCGAAGAAGACUGGCUGAAGUUGGAAAGCGAGCUGUCGGAGUUGGGGUCUUUACGUAGGUCAUUUGUGAGUUAGGAGUGAUAUCGGCGUCCUAUGUACAUACAUACAUACAUGCUUAGCUUAGCGUGCUAAAACGAAACCAGAGUGAUAUGGAGAUAUCUCUGAUGCGACUACGCGCUCAGCUUCCAGCCACUUCCUAGUAACGGUGGAUUUAGCGAUAUCAAGAAAGAUAACUUUGGAAACCUCCACGGCGCUCGCAAGGUGGGGAAGCCAGAGCAUCCCCCCAAAGAAGAACUCGCGUUUGCCUAACGACCGUUAGCAACCAGUCCGGGAUUCAUUCAGAAGUUCCAUAAUGCCAACUUCCGCUUCCAAUAUCGAUAAAAGAUAGGGGAACCUCCAACUUGAAGCAACGACUCUGAGCGUUUGACCUCAUCUGCAAAGAAAAAGAAGAUAGAGCUGUUGACUCGUCGGGGAUAAUUUUCAUGUCUCCGAGAUAGAGCCCGUCAACCUCCGUGUCCUCCGAGGGCACUUGAUGCCGGGAGUCAGAGUCCAGGCUCGGGAUUUGUUAUUGGGAAGUCUGCCCUCAAACGCGACCGGCAUCAUUGAAAUCGAAUCCGGGUCCUGGGUGGGAGAGUGAAAGAAUUCGAACAUUCCGGGCAAUUUUUCUUUGAAGAACGGAUGCAAAAGUGUAUUCGUCAGUCCACUAACAGGGCUUCGUGAACAACCUUCACCUUUUCCCUUCUCAAAACGCAGCAUUAACUGUUUUCAGAUAUGAAACUUUGGGGCUUGCUUGCAAUCCCUUCAGGAGUAAUAUCCAAGUUG
Molecule: messenger RNA, 1610 nt
Organism: Coccidioides immitis RS
Lineage: Eukaryota; Fungi; Ascomycota; Eurotiomycetes; Onygenales; Onygenaceae
Exons: 2
Coding region: 163-477 (104 amino acids)
Molecular function (GO): protein binding
Source: RefSeq, a predicted model, not a curated record